GUCCACCAGUGGUCUCUUCUGUCAUCAGUGAUCAUCGAAUCGCAGAAAUCACCACCAUGAAAUUCUUCCUGCUGGCUUCUCUGGUGGUGCUGGCGGCCGCCCGGCCCCAGGACCUGGAGCCCCAGUUCAAGACCCUGGAAGAUGCCGGCAUCCUGCGCAUGGAUUCGACCAUGAACGAGGACGGCUCGUUCCAGUAUGGCUUUGAGACCACCGACCCGAUCCAGCAGGACGUGGCCGGACAGCCCAAACAAAUUGGAGAGGAAGUUGGAAUCGCCAUGCAGGGAUCGUACAGCUUCCAGACUCCUGAGGGUCAGACCAUCACCAUCAACUGGGUGGCCGACGAGAAGGGUUACCAGCCGGAGGGCGAUGCCAUCCCGGUGGCUCCGUCAGUCUAAGUCCAUACAGAACCGAGUACCAGACCAUCCCCUGGAUCCCUGGGUGAGGUCUGACGUCCGUGACACCAACCGUUCAGCCACCGCCCAGAGGCCUCCAUCCGGCCACCCGGCGACCCGCACCCGAAUGUCCUCAGUCUUUAUGUCAUAAUGCGCUCGCGGUCACUUGUAUGCUGUGUGUAUGUAGGCAUAGAAAUGCAUGCAAUAUAUAUCAGCAGCAAUCUG
Molecule: messenger RNA, 617 nt
Organism: Amphibalanus amphitrite
Lineage: Eukaryota; Metazoa; Arthropoda; Thecostraca; Balanomorpha; Balanidae
Product: larval cuticle protein LCP-22-like
Exons: 2
Coding region: 57-395 (112 amino acids)
Cellular component (GO): chitin-based extracellular matrix
Molecular function (GO): structural constituent of chitin-based larval cuticle
Source: RefSeq, a predicted model, not a curated record